AUUAAACGCAUACCAUAUGCGGCGCACCGGCCGUACGCCCUAUUGGUUGGGCAUACGUGUCGGUCAUCGACGGUAUUGUCAGCUAGAGAUCGGCUAAAAGUGAUGACAUUUAUCGAGAGAUUGUCGUCCGAACCCAUCAUUGCAUGGCCGGCAGGAAAAACUACGAGUUUUGAUUUAGAUGGCUGUCAAGCGGGAGACUAUGCUUGUUUGGUCGAAAAUGGCCAAAAUGUGUCAUUCACUUUUGGAUUCCAAUCUGAAUCCGAUGAAUCGAAUCCGAAAGUGACCAUAGUGUUCGGUCAUACCGACAAACAAGGUUCUUAUGUUGAGGACUACGACUAUACACAUUAUCACACCAACGCCUGUCCCACCACUGCCUGUCCCAUACGUAAAGGUGUGGCCCAGAGGUUGACGUUCAACACCACUAUUAAAGCGACAGAAUUUGUGAGCAGCGGAACCGCUAAACGAUUAACAAUUAGAGUUCAUAUUGAAGGCAAUGGAAAUGAUUUGGUCUGUAGUGAAGUAUAUCUGGCCAUGAUCAAAUAA
Molecule: messenger RNA, 543 nt
Organism: Medioppia subpectinata
Lineage: Eukaryota; Metazoa; Arthropoda; Arachnida; Sarcoptiformes; Oppiidae
Source: the annotation of a GenBank genome assembly